This is a messenger RNA of Selaginella moellendorffii, 497 nucleotides long. RefSeq lists its product as uncharacterized. Bases 16 to 432 code for a protein of 138 amino acids. Lineage: Eukaryota; Viridiplantae; Streptophyta; Lycopodiopsida; Selaginellales; Selaginellaceae. The transcript is spliced from 2 exons. The record is from RefSeq and is a predicted model, not a curated record.
UCUAGGGUUUAUGGAAUGGCGAGACAGCCCCUGCCGCUGCUGCCGAUUCGCGAUCCAAAUCUGAGGCGCUGUGUCAAUGCCGCUGGAACGAGCCACGUCCUGGAGAAAUACUGGCAACGAAACCAUGAUGCUCAAAUCUCAAAGCUAUUCCAAUCAUCUGGUACUCACCUCACACACACAGGCAGUUAUUUUGUAGUACCAGUAGUAAUGCUCCGGACCGUAGUUUCCCAUAUAUCCGUUGUGAGACUCGCUGUUUGGAUCAUCGCUGAAAAGCUCGAAGUCGCCCAGGGGCUCGGAUUCGAGGUUGAAGCGCAGGUUCUUAAACCUGACGACCUUGUCGUCGAUGGCUACCCAGCGCUUUGCAGAGACAGAGCUGGUGAGAAGUUCGUCAUCCGAGUAAACUUUAGACUGUUCCAUGAGGCAAACGUAUAGCUCCACCACCAUCCUGUCUUGUCCUUUAAACCCAGAGAAGUAAAGGUUCGUCUCCGUGUACUGCU